Messenger RNA from Ichthyophthirius multifiliis, 1251 nucleotides. RefSeq lists its product as hypothetical. The record is from RefSeq and is a predicted model, not a curated record. Gene Ontology annotation, biological process: chromate transport. The transcript is spliced from 2 exons. NCBI's taxonomy places the organism in Eukaryota, Ciliophora, Oligohymenophorea, Hymenostomatida. Gene Ontology annotation, molecular function: chromate transmembrane transporter activity.
AUGAAAUACAUAUUCAAAGUUACGAUUUUUAAUAGUGGAGGUCCUAUGGUUUAAGCAUCAGUAAUAUAAGAAUUGUUUGUUAAUGAGCUUAAAUGGGUAGAUUAAGAAAUUUAUUAAGAAUUAGUUGCAGUAUGUUCUGUUAUACCAGGAAUAACUGUUUCUUAAAUAAUAAUUACUAUUGGAUCAUUAGUAACAAAUAAUGUUUAUGGAGGUUUAUUAGGAGGUAUAUUUUUUUUACUUCCAAGUGCUUUUCUAAUGACAAUUAUGGGAUAUUUAAAUAAUUACAUAAAUCCAACAAAAGAAAACAAUUAUUAAGUUGCUUGCGAAAUAAGUCUAAUAUUUAAGGGAUUUGCAUGUUGUUCAGUAGCAAUAGUAAUGCAAAAUUCCGUAAUGUAUUUAUAAUAUCAUAAUUUUGAUAAAAAAUGUUACUUUUUUAUACUUAUGAGUAUUAUUCUAUAUUUUUAAUACUAAAAACCUCUUUAUAUGGUUAUAAUUCUAAUUUUAGGAGGUUUUUUAGGAUAUGUAUUUUUUUCUGACUCUGUCACAAGGCCUAGUUUAGUCACAUAUGAAUCAGUUAUAUCUUCUACAGAAGAUAAACGCUUUUAAAACAAUGGCUUUUUAAAUAAAGGGUUAUAAUUAUAUGUAUUUAUUUUAAUAGGCUUGAUUUUAAUUUAGAUUAUGUUUAAUUCAGAGUUUAUAAAAUUUAUUUUUGAUUUCUUUUAUAUUGGCUCUGUAUAUUUUGGAGGAGGAUAUGUAGGAAUUUCACUAUUGGAUAUUUAAUUUACAAACCAAAAUAUUAAUUAAACCCAAUUUUAUAAUGGAUUUUCGGUUGCGUCUGCGAUUCCAGGUCCUGCUGUAAGUAGUAUAGCAAAUUAUAUUGGAACUUUAGAAUAUGGGUUUAUUGGUUCUAUUUUUGCCUUUACUUUUACAUUUUUGCCUACAUUUUUAUUUAUCUAAGGAUUUUUGCCUAUUUGGGGAUAAUAUAGAAAAGAUCCAUAAGUUCAAAGUAUUUUAAAGGGAGCAGAAUGUGUUUCGGUUGGAUUUGUUAUUGCGACUGCUAUUUAAAUAUGGAUUCAUAUUGGAUAAGGAGAUUUUAUAACAACAUCUUUACUCGUUUUUAUUACACUUGUUUUACUCGCUAUUUAUGAAGUACCGGCUCCUUAUGUAAUGUUGAUUAGUGGAACUUUGACUAUUUGUAGAUUUAUGACUUUACAUAAUUAUAGGGGAGUGGAAGAUGAAAGGAUAUGCUGA